Messenger RNA from Lotus japonicus, 961 nucleotides. RefSeq names its product pathogenesis-related protein STH-2-like. NCBI's taxonomy places the organism in Eukaryota, Viridiplantae, Streptophyta, Magnoliopsida, Fabales, Fabaceae. The transcript is spliced from 2 exons. Bases 143 to 625 code for a protein of 160 amino acids. Gene Ontology annotation, molecular function: abscisic acid binding; protein phosphatase inhibitor activity; signaling receptor activity. Gene Ontology annotation, cellular component: nucleus; cytoplasm. Gene Ontology annotation, biological process: defense response; abscisic acid-activated signaling pathway. The record is from RefSeq and is a predicted model, not a curated record.
UACGAAACCUACUUCAUAGGACAUAGCUAUAAAAUAAUAAAGUGCUCGAUCAUUUCUGCAACACAACUCAGGAUAUCCAACAACACUUGCAAUAACCUUGAUUUUUGGUGAUCAUUUCUGCAAUCUAUACACAACUCAUAACAUGGGUGUCACAACUUUCACACAUGAUUUUUCCACCCCUGUUGCUCCAUCACGCAUGUUUAAGGCCUUGAUCACAGACUCCAGAGCUUUGCUUCCAAAGCUCUUGCCACAGUUUAUAAAAGAUGUCACCUUAAUCCAAGGAAAUGGAGAAGCUGGAAGCAUUGAGCAAAUUAACUUUGCUGAAGGCUCCCCCUUCAAAUAUUUGAAACACAGAAUUGAGAUGGUUGAUAACAAUAACUUGCUGUGCAACUACACUAUGAUUGAAGGGGAUCCAUUGGGAGACAAGCUUGAGUCUAUAGCUUAUGAGGUUAAGUUUGAGGCCACUAGUGAUGGAGGUUCCCACUGUGAAAUGACAAGCAAAUACAAUACCAUUGGGGGGUAUGAAGUCAGAGAGGAAGAGAUAAAGGAAGGAAAUGAAAGCUCCAUUGGAAUCUGUAAAGUUGUGGAAAAGUACCUGCUGGAGAAUCCACAAGUCUAUGCUUAAUUAUUCAUUUGUUUUUGUCAAGUGUGCUGAUUUUUUUAUUAAAGAUGAAAUACAAAUUUUAUUCAAUUUUUGAAUAACAGUGUGACCCCAAAUUCAGGGGCACUUGGAAUGUAAAAAGUAUUGAAUUCAUUAAUAAGUCCUUAGCCUUCAAGGACAUAUAUACUUUAUGUGGUUUGCUAAAAUAUUUGUACUCUUGUAUAUUGUAUAAGUAAGAGUUGGAGAUUCAUAGCUGUAUUGGAGAGUGAAGCCAUGCUUAAUAUAAUUUUGUUAUGCUUCACAGCUGGUUUGGACAUUGAAGUGUGGACCACCAAUGAUAAGUUGAUAACUUUGUCUGCA